Messenger RNA from Adineta steineri, 954 nucleotides. Lineage: Eukaryota; Metazoa; Rotifera; Eurotatoria; Adinetida; Adinetidae. The record is from the annotation of a GenBank genome assembly.
AUGCCAUUUGUAAUCUUUAACUUAUUAUAUUUGACUAUUCUUCCUUCAACUAUCGUUUCUACAUGGAAUUAUGGUGAAUUAGGACCUGAUGUAUGGAGUGAUCAAUAUCCUUUAUGUAUUGGACAUUCUCAAUCACCAAUUGACAUAAAAACAGCAUGUACCAUUUAUCAAUCGUUUAUACCUUUCCAUUUUUCCGAAGAUUAUAAUAAUUCAUAUGAUUUUACAGUUGUAAAUAAUGGUCAUACUAUACUUACUAAAUAUUCUGGAAAUAUUUUACCAUCUCUUACAGUAACAGGUGGCGGUUUAAAUGGAACAUUUGAAUUUUUGAAUUUUCAUCUUCAUUGGGGUGAAAAUUAUAAAUCUGGUAGUGAACAUCAAGUAAAUAGCGAAAAAUAUGCUGGUGAAAUUCAUUUCGUCUAUAUUAAUCCUCAAACAUAUCAAUUAGCUGUUCUUGGAAUAUUUAUGCACAGCAAUCGAGAUAUUCAUACAGAUCAUCAAAGGAAACGACGAGACUAUUCUAACACGAAAAAGAAUACAUUAGAUGAAUGGGAAACAUUUUUUUCCAUAGCUGGUACAUUGCAACAGGCAGAUAUGUCAGUUAUACUUAGUUUAAAUUUAGCAAUAUUAAUGGGUACGAAUUUGAAUGAUUUUUGGAGGUAUAGAGGUUCUUUAACAGUACCUCCAUGUACAGAAGAUAUUAUUUGGACUGUAUUUAAAACUCCUAUUGUAUUUACUGAAAAUGAAUUGAAUAUUUUUCGAAAAAAACUUUUUUUUCAUGAUUAUCGUAAUCCACAACCAUUGUAUAAUCGAACUGUAUAUCGAAACUUUGUAAAUGAAGAAUUAUUGUCAGCAGUUGAUUAUAAUUGUUGUUUGAAAUCUAUACCCAAUGGAGCAAAUACUCGUAAUAUAGCAUUAUUAAGUAAAAUCACUCUUUUAUUUAUUUUAGUUCAUUGA